Vidua chalybeata is the source of this 2923-nucleotide messenger RNA. It is a transcript of the gene INTS5, whose product is annotated as integrator complex subunit 5. The record is from RefSeq and is a predicted model, not a curated record. Gene Ontology annotation, biological process: snRNA 3'-end processing. Gene Ontology annotation, cellular component: integrator complex. Lineage: Eukaryota; Metazoa; Chordata; Aves; Passeriformes; Viduidae. The transcript has 2 exons. Bases 17 to 2839 code for a protein of 940 amino acids.
CGCCGCCGCCGCCGCCAUGUCGGCGCUGUGCGACCCCCCCGGCGCCGCCAGCCCCCCCCGGCCCCCGCUCAGCGCGCAGGAGCUCUCGCAGGAGGUGAAGGCGUUCCUGAGCGGGCUGGACCCGGCGCAGGGCACGCCGCUGUCGCCGGCGGCGCACGCCCGCUGCGCGCUGCGCCUGCUGCGCUGCCUGCCCCCGGCGCGCCACGCCGCGCUGCAGCACCUGCGCGGCCUCUUCGACGAGCAGGUGUGCGCCCACCUGCUGCAGCGCGAGGCGCCCGCCGCCGCCGCCGCCGCCGCCAAGGCCUCGCCGGGCGCCGAGGCGCUGCAGGAGGCGCGGCGCGCGCUGGCCGAGCUGGUGGCCGCCAACCCGCGGGCCUGGGCGCCCGGCGUGGCCGCCUGGGCCAGCGAGCUGAUGGGGCAGCUGAGCAGCAAGUACGCCGGGCGGCCCGGGGUGCCGCCGGCCGCCAGCCUCAACGAGCUGCUGCAGCUGUGGAUGGCGUGCCCGGCCACGCGGGCGCUGCUGGACAUCUACAGCCAGUGCCUGGCCGCCAUGGCGGGCAGCUGCCCCGACGCCUGCGUGGACGCGCUGCUGGACACGUCGGUGCAGCACUCGCCGCACUUCGACUGGGUGGUGGCGCACGUGGGCUCCUCCUUCCCCGGCACCAUCAUCAGCCGCGUGCUCUCCUGCGGCCUCAAGGACUUCUGCGCCCACGGCGGCGGCGCCGGCGGCGAGGCGGCGGGCGCCGACAAGCGGGCGCCCAAGAUCGCCUCGGUGGUCGGCAUCCUGGGCCACCUGGCGUCGCGGCACGCCGGCAGCAUCAAGCAGGAGCUGCUGCGCAUGUUCCACGAGAGCCUGGGCUCGCCCCGCGAGCACCACAAGGCCACGGUGCCCUUCCUGCUGCAGCUGGCGCUGAUGUCGCCGGCGCUGCUGGCCACCGUGUCGGCCGAGCUGGUGGACUCGCUGAAGCCGCCGGUGCUGAACCAGCUGCACCAGCACUUCUCGGCGCUGCCCCGCGACGAGCUGGAGGGCGUGGUGGGCGUGGUGGUGCACCUGCUGUGCCACACCUCGGCCGGCGCGCUGCGGACGCUGCGCUUCCUGCUGGCCACGGCCGCGCCCGCCUCGGUCAUCGCCGCGCCGGGGCCGGCGCUGCACGAGGGCGUCCGCGAGGCCUGCGAGCGCCUGCUGCAGCUGCUGCUGCUGCACCUGCAGAAGCUGGUGCACGGCCGCGGCUCCGCCGGCCCGGCCGACUGCCCGGCGCGCCCGGUGCCCUUCCUGGAGGCGCUGCGGCCGCACGUGCGCGAGCUGUGCCAGGACGCGCUGCGGCUGGAGCGGCGCCGCCGCCUGUGGCAGCACCAGCUGCUGGCGCUGCUGGCGGUGCACUCGGCGCCGCACGGCGCGGCCGAGGCGCUCUUCUUCCUGCUGGCGCUGGCCCGCACGCCCGAGGAGCUGGCGCUGGCGCCGCAGCUGCACGCGGGGCUGCGCGCCGUGCUGCCCGACCCGCUGCCCGCCGCCGUGGCCGCGGCCGUGGCGCAGAUCCACGCCGGCCGCCUGCCCGAGCCGCAGCUGGCGCAGCUCCUGCGCAACCUGGCGCUGCUGCUGCAGCCCCGCGACGCCGACGGCGAGCCGGGCGAGCCGGCGCUGGGCGCGGCGCUGGCGCGGCACCUGCCCGACCUGGCGCAGCUGCUGCUGCACCCGCGGGCCGAGGUGGCUGAGGCGGCGUGCCGGCUGCUGGCCGCCUGCCCGCUGCCCCGGGCGCUGCCGCCGGCGCACCUGCUGCCGGCCGUGCGCGCCGCCGUGCGCCGCUUCUUCGCCGGGCUGCGGCUGGGCGACGCGGCCGCGCUGGCCCCCGGCGUGCGGCUGCUGGCCCGGCUCAGCGCCGUCAGCCCCGCGGCCGCCAAGGCCGUGCUGGCGCAGCUGGUGGAGGGCGCGCUGGGCGGCCGCGACGCCGAGCUCUUCGGCGGCGGCGCGGCCGAGCCGGACGGGCGCGAGGCCGCGCCGCCGCCGCCCGCCAACGCCGCCGCGGCGUCGCUGCUGGACGACAACCGGCGCUUCACCGCCGGCCCCAACGCCGCCGGCGGCGUCUGGUCCGUGUUCCACGCCGGCGUCAUCGGCCGCGGGCCCAAGCCGGCGGGCGGCGGCGGGCGGCGCGGCGCCGAGGAGCUGAGCCGCAACACGCAGACCUUCCUGAGCCUGGUGCUGCGCUGCUGCCGCGGCUCCGGCCCCGCCGUGGGCGCCGAGGCCGCCAAGGCGGUGGCGGCGGCGCUGGUGGAGGCCGUGUGCCCCGAGGCGGCCGGCGCCGAGCUGGCCUGGCCGCCCGAGGAGCUGGCCCGCGCCACGGUGGAGCGGGACCUGCGCAUCCUGCGGCGCUUCCGGCAGCACCCGCUGCUCUUCCCGCUGCUGCGCCUGGUGGCCGGCGGCCGCCCGGCCCUGUGCUACUGCUCCGUGCUGCUGCGCGGGCUGCUGGCCGGGCUGGUGGCCCACUGGGACGCGUGCCGGGCCGGCAGCACGGCGGCCUCGCCCUGGCACCUGCGGGCGUCGUGCGCGCUGGUGGCGCUGCUGGCCGAGGGCUCGCUGCUGCCGCCCGUGCUGGGCAACAUGCACGAGCUGUUCCCCGAGCUGGCGCCCUUCGAGGUGCACCUGCUGCUGCUCAGCGUCUGGGGCUACCUGCGCGACAACAGCCCCCUGCCCCAGAAGUUCACCUUCCAGCCCGAGCUCGGCGUCUUCCGCCGCGACUUCGGCCGCGACGGCGACCUGGGCAAGCACCUGGCCGUGCUGCACAGCGUGCUGCACCGCAACAUCCACCGCCUGGGGCUGCUGGCCGCGCGCUUCUACCCCUGAGGGGACCCCCCGAGAGGGGGUUUGGGGGGGGGGUCGGGGCCGGGGGAGCCCCCCCCGGGGGCGGAGGGGGGGUUCUGGGGGCGC